Molecule: messenger RNA, 2961 nt
Organism: Brachypodium distachyon (stiff brome)
Lineage: Eukaryota; Viridiplantae; Streptophyta; Magnoliopsida; Poales; Poaceae
Product: transducin beta-like protein 3
Exons: 14
Coding region: 71-2728 (885 amino acids)
Biological process (GO): endonucleolytic cleavage to generate mature 5'-end of SSU-rRNA from (SSU-rRNA, 5.8S rRNA, LSU-rRNA); endonucleolytic cleavage in 5'-ETS of tricistronic rRNA transcript (SSU-rRNA, 5.8S rRNA, LSU-rRNA)
Cellular component (GO): small-subunit processome; nucleolus; 90S preribosome
Molecular function (GO): protein binding; U3 snoRNA binding
Source: RefSeq, a predicted model, not a curated record
CUUCCUCUCUCGCGCCGCCGCCACCGCAAAACCCUAGGCUCCGACGACCCGCCGCCGCUGCCUACCCGCCAUGGCUUCUUCGCAGGGGCCUAAGAAGAAUUACCGCUGUGACCGGUCGUUGCAGCAGUUCUACACCGGCGGCCCGUUCGCCGUCGGGAGCGCUGCCCCUGGCGGCGAAGGCGACGCCGAGGCGUUCCUCGCGUGCGCCUGCGGCAGCGAGCUGCGUGUGGUGUCCGCCGCCGAUGCCUCCGCCAUAGGGGAACCGAUCGACGGGGACUCCGAGGCCGUCACGGGGCUCGCGCUGUCCCCAGACUCCCGCCUCCUCUUCGCCGCUGGGCACAGUAGGCUUAUUAGGGUCUGGGACCUCGCGUCCCGCACUUGCAUCCGCAGCUGGAAGGGACAUGAUGGUCCUGUUAUGGCCAUGGCAUGCCAUGCUUCUGGUGGUUUGCUUGCAACUGCUGGAGCAGACAAGAAAGUGUGCGUGUGGGAUGUAGAUGGUGGAUUUUGCACGCAUUUCUUUAGAGGUCACACAGGUGUUGUGACAACCAUUAUGUUCCACAAAGAUCCAAAGCGUCUUCUGUUAUUUUCAGGAAGUGAUGACGGCACUGUACGAGUCUGGAACCUUGAAAGCAAAAAAUGUGUUGCUGUGCUUAAAGCGCAUUUUUCUACAGUGACUUCAUUGGCAUUAUCAGAAGAUGGGCAAACAUUGCUCAGUGCUGGGAGGGAUAAGGUUGUGAAUGUGUGGGAUGUUCGGAAGUACAGUUCAAAGAAGACAAUACCAACAUAUGAAAUGAUAGAAGCUGUUUCCUUCAUUGGACCAGGAAGUGGCUUCUUGGCUUGUUUGGGUGUUGAACCGGCAAAUUUGAAGAAAAGAACAGAUUCUUAUUUUCUUACAGUUGGUGAACGUGGGGUCGUGCGCAUCUGGUGCUUGGAAAGCACUGUUUGCGUAUAUGAGCAGCAAUCAUCCGAUGUAACCAUAAACUCAGAGAACGAGGAGUCUAGAAGGGGCUUUACCGCUACUAUUAUGUUGCCAGAUGAUCGUGGGUUGCUAUGUGUAACCGCUGAUCAACAAUUUUUGUUCUAUUGUUGCACGAGAACUGAUGAAGGGGCCUUCCAGUUGAACCUAUAUAAACGACUAAUAGGCUAUAACGAUGAGAUUCUUGAUUUGAAGUUUGUUGGGGAAGAGGAGCAAUAUCUUGCCGUAGCUACGAACUUGGAGCAGGUCCGUGUUCAUGACGUUGCAUCAAUGUCAUGUUCUUAUGUGCUGGCUGGCCACACUGAAAUUGUUGUUUGCCUUGACACUUGCGUUUCUGCUUCUGGAAAGACACUCGUUGUAACUGGAAGCAAAGAUAAUACUGUGAGGUUGUGGGAUAUGGAAAAGAGAAGCUGUAUUGGUACUGGUAAAGGCCAUCUAGGAGCUAUUGGUUGUGUUGCUUUCUCAAAAAAAUCGAAGAACUUUUUUGUUAGUGGCAGCAGUGACCGGACCAUCAAGGUAUGGAGCUGGGAUGAUACUCUCAUUGAUGCUGAUGGUGAAGUAUCUCUCAAAGCUAAGGCUGGUGUAGCUGCACAUGAUAAAGACAUUAAUUCUCUGUCUGUCUCUCCUAAUGAUGGCCUUGUUUGCAGUGGUUCUGAGGACCGAACUGCAUGUAUAUGGAAACUCCCUAACCUAGUGUCCUCUGUUGUCCUUAAAGGGCAUAAAAGGGGCAUUUGGUCAGUUGAGUUUUCUCCUGUCGAGCAAUGUGUCAUAACAUCAUCUGGUGACAGAACGGUCAAAAUAUGGCACGUUACUGAUGGCUCAUGCUUGAAGACAUUUGAGGGUCAUACAUCAAGUGUUUUGAAGGCUUCUUUCCUUUCACGUGGAACUCAGUUUGUUUCUUGUGGAAGUGAUGGCCUAGUUAAACUAUGGACGAUAAAAACAAGUGAAUGCAUUGCUACUUAUGACAAGCAUGAUGGGAAGGUUUGGGCAUUGGCUGUUGGCAGGAAAACUGAAAUGCUUGCUACUGGAGGAACUGAUUCUGAUCUAAAUCUUUGGCAUGAUUGCACGACGGAAGAUAAGCAGGAAGAUUUCCGUAAAAAGGAGGAGGAAGCUUUGAGAGGCCAGGAAUUGGAUAAUGCUGUGUCAGAUUCUGACUACAAAAGGGCGAUACAACUUGCAUUUGAGCUUAGAAGACCACGCAGGCUUCUUGAGUUAUUUUCACAGCUUUGCAGGAAAGAUGAUCCAGAGGACCCUAUAGAAAAGGCCCUUGUUGGUCUCCCAAAGGAGGGGCUUCGCUUGCUUCUUGAGUACAUUCGGGAAUGGAAUACAAAGCCCAAGUUUUGUCAUGUUGCGCAGUUUGUGCUUUUCCGGGUGUUGAAGAGCUUUCCUCCCACUGAUAUCUUGGAGAUAAAAGGCAUCAGUGAGCUCCUUGAAGGCCUCAUUCCAUAUUCGCAGAGGCACUUCAGCAGAGUUGAUAGACUAGUGCGCAGCACAUUUUUGUUGGACUACACCUUGACCCGGAUGUCUGUUGUAGACCCAGAUGUUGAUACGGCCACAACCAGAGAUGUUACAAACAGCUCAGUAGUGGAGAAUGGUGAAAUUGUGCUGGCGGAGCCGGAUUUAGGGGUAUCACAGGAGAGCCCAGAAAAGCCAGGCAAGAAAAGAAAAUCUAGCAAAUCAAGCAAGAAAGUUAGUAAGAAGGUGAAGGCCUCUUCAAAUGGGGACAGUAAGACUAUUUCAGUUGAGGCUUAAACUGUAAAGUCUGGCCUGUUCACUCUUCACACCACCAAUUUUGUAGCCGCUGUUGUAACUUCCAUUGUGCAACACGAAUCAUAUUUAUCGUGCUUCGUGACGAACAUUGUACAGAAUGUAUUCUUUACCUAGUUAAGGACCUGUAUGCCUGAGGCAUUUACGAGUGCUCUGUUAGAAAUUUCUGUUGGAGUUCACAGUAAAACUUUGGUUUAUAAAACAAAUGUCUUCAUUUA